AAGGGGACGGAAGUAUAUGCCAGAAAAUGUAAAUCAUCUGUGUUGCAACUAUGCAUGAUGUAAAUCAUUUAUAAUUCAUAUUUCACUUGACUAAUUUCGCCAGCACACACUAUCAUUCAUUUGAUGAUUGAACGUGCGAUAAGAACAACUGACUUUACAAAUCCUAUAUAGGAACGAAUUUCGUGCCUGUACUACGUGCAAUUAAUAGACAAAAGGUAUGUAAUGUAAAGUGUUCUUAUUCAUGUUUUGGUAUCUAUCUGUUUGCUUGCUUUAGUAAGUAUACAUAAAGAACACUAGACGCCUAGCCACCGCCUUCUAGCUUGCUGCGAUAAUUUAUCUACAUUUGCUCUUAAGUUCGCCAAAUUCGACUGCUUUUAGACAAUACUAGAAUGCUUUAAAAUGUACUGUAUUGUAGUCUGACUUAUACAUAAGUGUUGUUAAAUUGCUUCCAUGCGUUUCUGCUCUGUCAAUGCACAUGAUUGCUUCGUGCAUUCAGCUUUGUUCAAAUGUUAUAUGAAUUAAUAUUUAACAUACUUCCGUGUACAAUUUUCGUACAAUGCCACAUGUCACUAUUUGCGCGAAGGUUUAAAUUUUGACUCGGGUAAAAUUAAAAUUCGCUUUUCGUUUGAAGUCCAAUAUUUCUGGUGGUUUUUUUUUUAUAUUUCAGUGCGAAAACAUGUUGAAAUUGGAUAAUAUAGUAAUUGUUAUAAAAGUUCGUAAAUAGUUAAUGAGAAAAGCUGAUCUGUUGUGCAGAGGGGCGAAAACGCUAUUAAAAUGUCUCAUUUAAUGAUAUUUAAUACAUAUCCAGUAUGGCUCUGCAAACAGUCAAAAUUUUAAAAUCCGCAUUGUUUCGGAAAUGAGCGUGAUAUAUUUUAAUUUCCGUUUGUAUUGCACAGUUAUUAUUAAUAAAAGUUAUUCCAUCUCAAAGUAUUUUAAUUCCUCAAGUCCUUGGGUCUGGCUUAUGUUUUUGGUUAUCAUAAUAAGUUUAUACUGUAUUAUUAAAUGCAUCCAUUCAGUGGCUGCAGAGUUGAUACUAUAAUUUGGAAAAAAACACCUUUUGUGUUGUCAAGCUUAAUAAGCUUCAUGUUUUCUGCAGUGCACUCAUCUUAACAGAUUGUGGUGUUUUGUUUACAAAUCAAAAAGUGGAUAAAUCUGCCAGCUGCUGCAUAACUAAUUGCAGCUUUGGUCAAUACCUCCCUGACUCCCCCAAGGUUUCUUGGGGAAAUAUUUCUAAAAAUAUUUAUAGGAAUCUCUUGAUUCUUCUUGGGGCUUGCCAGCCUGACAAUUAUAAUGUCUCUGUGCAAAUGAUUAGGCCAUAUGUCGAAAUGUUAGGGAUUGUUCUUAUGAGAAAGACUUACCUCCUUGGCUUAGAAAGAUAAGCCCUGUUCAUGUGAACAGCCUUCUGUCUUUCAAGUAUAUGAUCAUCUUUGCAAUGCAAAACCAAUACACAAAGCAUACCAAUAAACAUUGUUUUCAGUCAGUGUAUCUGUUAGUAUUUUCCAUAGUUUUUGAAAGAGUUUUUCUAACUUUAUUUGUCCAGAUCAUGUGGUUUAAAGGCUGUAAACUAAGAUAAUAUUUCCAGUAGCUGUUUGUUCAUUCAUUAAUUUUGUUAACAUUUAUUUUACACACUUACUGCCUGACUUGGAGUCUUCUCGAUAACUUCAAAAUAGCCAAUUAAAGUGGGCCCUGUUCGGUUUGCCAUAAUCAUUCAAUCCUAUCUAAUUUUUUUUCUAAUCCUGUUAUCCCAUCAGAUGCAUAAUCCUGAUGCUGCUUUCCACAAUUCUAUAAGAUCCUCUAUUGUUUUCUGUGAGAUAUUCGUUUCAAUCAUUUUAUGAGAAAUUGCAAACACAAACAGAUGAGGUGAAAGGUUCGCUUAUAUAAUUAAUUGCAGCUGUUAAUACUUCAGCUGCAGCAUUUAUAGAUAACAAACUUCUUGAAGCCUCUUUAUACCGAGUACUAUUAAAAGGGAGGCCUGUCCCCGGAUUUGAGGGCAGGGUCAUGAUUGCGAGCAGGGGUGGAGUGUGUAGGGGUUGUAAAACUCCCUCAAUAUUUUAACUUAAGCAAAAAUUAUAAAGGUCGCUAAGAGUCUCAGGAAUCCACUUUUGCUGUUACAUUUUAUUUGCACCCAAUUUGCAAUCAUUAUAUUGUAUUAAAAAUGACCAGUUCAAUCCUAUCCACAGUGAAUGGCAAGUUGCAAAUUAAUCCCAAACUUUACCUCACUGAAUUCUAAAAAUAUUGCACAACCCACACCACUACACACACACACCACAAUCCAGUUUAUCUAACCCCCUUGGAAAAGAAAUGUUUUAUGUUUCUUUAAAAAAUUCCGAAAUGUAACUAAAGACAUCGAAAACAGCAUGUCCCAAAAGUAGUACUCCCCACCCUCAUACCACUUGGUCAUUUUAAGCUCAUAUUAGGCACAAGGAUUAGUUAUUGCUGAUUAAAUACACCUUCGGAAUCUAUCAUCUUCAUGGAUAACGGAGAUGUUACGACAACAUAGGCAAGUUGUGUGCUUGAUUUACACAGUACAACUCAAGUUGUAAGCAAGUUGCAUGCAACAAUUUUAGCCAAAAGUUGUGUAGUGUAAAUUGGCCUUAAGUAAGUAAUAAACAAUCUCGUCUUUUUAGAUUAUUUUGUUAUCUAAAUGGGAAAGCAACAGAGUAAAUUAAGCCCAGAAAUUUUGGCCGACCUUUCAGCGACGACGGAGUUUGAUGAAAAUGAAAUCAAAGAAUGGUACAAAGGCUUUAGGAAAGAUUGCCCGACAGGCCAACUAGGAAUUGAAGAAUUCAAAGGUAUUUAUUCCAAUUUCUUCCCAAAUGGAGAUCCGUCAAAGUUUGCAGAACAUGCAUUCCGCGCGUUUGACAAGAACGGAGAUGGAGUGAUCGAUUUUCAAGAGUUCAUCGUGUCGUUGUCGGUGACUUCUCGAGGCAAGAUGGAGGAUAAAUUGAAGUGGGCCUUUAAUAUGUAUGAUAUCAAUGGAAAUGGAUAUAUUAGCAGGUAAACAACAUAGAUAAGUAGUUGGUUAUUCCGAAGCAUCGUCAUGGUGGCUAUCCCUACUUUUCAAAGACACAGUGGCAUCAGAAGCAAAAUGUAUCAACCGAGGUCAGGGGGUGGGCUGAAGGGAUGGGCUUGGUUUGUGGGGGCAGGGGGGGGGGUGCUAAGCAUCCUUACUUGCAGCUGAGAGCUAAGCUGAAUUACGAAAGACGCAGUUCAACCUGAUCGAGUCGAAGGCUUUCUAAGGGUGCCCCUGGCAGCCACCUUAAUACCUUAUGACUCAUGCCGGAUCCUGGGAACGAGGUUGCCAUCGUUGCCACUGUGCUCCAUGAACAUUCAUUCCCUGUGGGAGGAAACUGGGGCACCCGGAGAAAACCCACGACUUGCGGUAGAGCGUUGUUGACCGACUCUUUUCACAUAAACUUUCAUGAGUCCAUAGCGAGAAUCAAACCCACGAUCUCAGAGGUGAAAUGCGCUUCCUCUGACGAUCGACUGCGCGACCGAAGCCCCUCAAUGAGUCGUUUAAUCUGCGCUCUUACUGUUUUAGAGAUGAACUAUACGAAAUCAUGGUCGCAAUCGAGAAGAUGGGUGGAGCUAUACAAACAGAUGGCGAUGGUGGUUCGGCGAAAGAGCGCACGGACAAGAUCUUCUCACAAAUGGAUAAAAACGCGGAUGAUAAACUCUCCAUGACCGAGUUCAUUGAAGGAGCAAAAUCUGAUGCAUCCAUUGUGAAGAUCCUUCAAUCUAGUUAGAGUGCUACUUCGUCUUCGGGGAAAAAACAUGAUCUUGCGCGGAACAAUAAUCAAUACAGGAUAUGUACUAAUAUUGUGUUACUAAUACUAAUAGCCAAUUGUCAGUUCUUAUAACAUAUUUCAAAUUCAUGAAUAAUUGAGCGGUAAACGGGAUGCGAUCUUAAUUAGCAUAGAAUUUCGUCAACUUUAACUUUAACUGAACUUAAAUUUUUCGGUAGAACUACGGAGUCAUUUGUGAAUUUGAGAUGUCGUAUCAAAUCCGACUAUUCGGACUUUAGUCUUUACCCGAUACAUCCAGAUUUUGCAAUUAGUUCAGACCCGGUGAAACGAGCAUAAGAGUUGCCAUGAGAGUUGAUAGUCGCGCAUUGUUCCAGGGGACAUUUCAAGCUCUAGAUUAACAAGACAAAGGUUUGAUGAGUGUUCCAACUAUGUUUUAACUUCAAUAGAAUACAAGAUAGUGUUGGGAAAGCAUUAAGAAUCGCUAACCAUGGUCGGGUGACCGCCAAGUACGGAAUUAGGGGUUAAGGUUAGGACCGCAAGGAGUAUGCAGAAGUUUAAUUAUUUGAACUCUCAUCCUGGUUUCAUCCGAGCUUAAUUGCAUGGGCUACACACGCAAAAAUAUCACAUCUUGUAACAAGUUUGUCAACAAGUUGUCUUCGCACUGCUUGUCACAAGUUGUCAACAAGUUUGGAACAAACUGUUAACAACUUGUAACAACCUUGUUGAUAUCAGACUUGUUGCAAGGUUGUUCCAACAGGUCCGAUACAGUCAUGGUAUAACAAUGUUGUUACAACCUUGUAACAUUCUUGUUUUUCAUGACUGUAUCAGACUUGUUAGAACAACCUUGUGACAAGUCUGAUAAUGCCAUCAAGCUUGUUACAAGUUGUUAACAGCUUGUUCCAAACUUGUUACAACAACUGGGAACAAGCAGUGCGAAGACAACUUGUUGACAGCUUGUGAACAGAUUUGUAACAACUUGUUUGCAGACUUGUAACAACUUGUGCGUUUUUACGUGUGUAGCCGUAGGUAUCAAUUAACCGAUAUAGUUAGUUUUCAUUAAAAUUCUUAUAUUGUGUUAUUGCACCUUCGAAUUCCCUUUCUAAAAUAUAUAUUGGCCUGGUUUAUAAUAGCUGUAAAAUCGUGCUAUAAAAUUCAAGAUAUCUAUGAUAAAAUUACAUAUUGAAGAGAGUUUAUAUAGUAGGUUGCGUGAUUUCUAUAUUUAGCUGCAGCUAUUGGCCAAUCAGAAGACACGUAGUGCGUGCAAUGUAUAAUAAUACGCGAUGAUUGGUUGAAUUUUUCUACCAGACGAAUCCGUCCUCCCCGAUCGGGGAAUUAGGUAUUUUGAAAAUUCGCUUCUCUAAUCUAAUAAUUCUGGAAGUUUUGUUUUCGAGUGGUUGAGUAGGUUAUAUUUGUGGAACAGAAUAUACAGACAUUCAUGAAGCAAGGUCUUGAAACACCUCUAUUAAUUAACAAUGUCUUGUAAAUUUAGUUACAUGUAAUAAAAUAAUAGGUGCGGAGUGGCAAAACUAAUUAAAUAUUUAAUAUCUUUUGGUGUUG
Messenger RNA from Paramuricea clavata, 5303 nucleotides. The record is from the annotation of a GenBank genome assembly. Lineage: Eukaryota; Metazoa; Cnidaria; Anthozoa; Malacalcyonacea; Plexauridae.